UUGGUGCUUGAACACAAAACAACCUGCUAGGUUCCAUGACAGUGGACGAAUGUCCGCUCGUAGUCAAUCAGCUGACAUCACUGUCACUGCCGUUGUGCAUUUUGAAACAAUUUGUGUUUCUAUCUUAUCAAUUAGGUUCAGCAUAUUCUAGUACUGACCGUAUCAGCGGUGUUUGCUCUCGUGAAUUUCUAAUUUCUCCUAGCCAGUACCUGUCAAAUUUCGGCCUGUCAUAGUCUGUAGUGUGUAUUAGAGAGUAAAAGUCAAAGGAAAACACGACGAGUGGUGGAGAAUUUGACACAGUGAAGGACUUUUGCCUUCAUGAAGAAACGGUGAUUAUGCAAGAGAGAUGCCAGUGAGGUUUCAACUACUUAAAGUGUCCACAGAUAGGUAGAAAGAAAGCGAGAAAGGGAUAAUAGUUUCAGCCGUACUGCGAUUGCUGAACAGCUCGGUGGACUUUGUCAGUGGUCAGUACUGAUUUAUCAGAGAGUGGAGUUCUAAGGGCGUGUGUAUACUUCGAGUGUUGCAGUUAUUGAUUGACUCGAUCCAUGAUCAUGGCGCUUUGUGGAAUCUGCAAAUGAUCGUGAACAAGGUUCGCUUAGGUGACAGGUCAUCAAAGUGACGUUUAAUUCAGUGUGACAGCAUAUAGUAGUUACUCAGGAUGUUUUCUAUAAUGAGUGACUUUGUUCUGGCAGCGUACGAAAUAAUAGUCAUGAUUUUCGGAGCGAAGUCGACGAUGCCAUUUCUGUUUCUUAUGUUCAUACUCGGCCCCUCAGACAUCGUCAACGGGCAAGGUGCUCGGAGUCUCCAACGUCAACCUUCAUUUGCUGAGCCCAUUUCGAACGUGACCGUUGCAGCUGGGAGAACGGUCACGUUGUCCUGUGUAGUCGACAAUCUGGGAACUUACAAGGUGGCAUGGAUCCACACGAGUCGCCAUAUGCUCAUAUCAAUGGAACGAGUCUUGGUAGCCACAGAUCCCCGAUUUUCUAUUAACUCAAACGGAGAGCGCACUUGGUAUUUGACCAUUUCGCCAGUUCAGGACGCCGACAAAGGCGAAUACAUGUGCCAGGUGAACACCAACCCCAUGAAGAAGAUCUUUGGCUAUCUCCAUGUCGUGGUGCCUCCCAAGAUCGACGAAGAGUUCAGCUCAAGUGAAGUGACAGUUCGUGAAGGAUCGAGCGUAGCACUUCGUUGCCGAGCUACGGGUAACCCUAAGCCAGACAUUCGCUGGAAAAGGGAUCACGACCUCAAAAUUCACACCUCACCCGAUGAUGGUGGUGUCAUGUUUUACCAUGGCGAGUAUCUAAACAUGAGUAAAGUCCUACGACAUCAGAUGGGUCCUUAUUUCUGUAUUGGAUCCAACGGGGUGCCUCCGUCGAUUUCGAAGCGAAUCAAAGUGAACGUCGCAUUCCCGCCGAUGACGUGGAUCAAGGAGCAGCUUCGCGGUGUUCCUAUUCAUGACAACGUCAAUCUGACUUGCGAAAUUGAGGCAUUUCCAAGGGGUGAAGCCUUCUGGGCCAGGGACGAUGGCGAACGUCUAGAAAGGUCUGACACGCACGAGGUCGCGAUGCUACCUCGAGGACCCGAGUACCGUUACGAUCUAGUGCUUACCAUCCAUCGAGUUCAGCCUGAGGACUACGGCUCGUACAAAUGCGUCACAAAGAAUCCUCUCGGUGAAACUGAGGCGAUGGUCAAGCUAUUUGAGACGCUGAAACCAACUCAGGCAACUACUAGAGGCACGAAGCCACCGAAAACAACUAAACGACCGCCGACAACGCCAAGAUACGAACGGCCCACGAAGCACCACAACCCGUCAAGGACGACUACAAUCGAAACGUACGAAGAGCACCCUUCGCUAAACGACAUCGGACUUUACAGUGACUCGAGUCUCGCAUGGAGGUCGUCUAUCCUGCUUACACUCGUAUCCGUGCAGCUCAUCGUCAUGUUCUGGAAACAACAACGGAUAUAAGUCGCGCAUAUAUUCAAGCACAUAACUUGUUGCCUACUCGAACCCGAUAGUGCCCGAGAGGACAAUAACGCAAAAAGAACAAACAAUAAGCGAACGCGAGAUUACCAGGGAUUUUUUUUUUCGCGAAACCUUGACAUUCCGCUUCAUUUUGCCGGGCAGUGCAAUUGAUAACUGUGGCGGUCACCGAUGGAGCGUGCCACACGUAUGUUAUGAAAUAUGGCUUUUGGAUUUAUAACUACAAAAGGGCAGGCGUGGAUGGGUUGUGUGAGCCACAUCGCGUGUCCGCGACUACUAGCGUUUGUUACUACGAAUGAGAUAACGAAAUGAAUUGUUGAGAACGGGAGCUUUCGGAAAAUAGAUAUGGGGGUACGGGAGAGGCUGGGGUGUGGAGCAUCAAUGAAAAAUGCUAAGCAUAGCGACAUACUAAAAAUUAAAGAGAGGAUAUACCGACGACGGUAACGGCGACGACGACACCGGUAACAACAAUUUAUUUUUGGUGGAUGAUCAACAUAACGUAACCGACACAUCCGGUGUAUGUGAGCGUGCGACCGACCUUAUGCAUCUUAUGCAUAACGUGCAAUGCGUGUAAUGUCCGCGAUUCUCGCUAUAUGGCAUUCAUCUGACUAGCAGCAGUACUAUUUCUACUGCUAAUACUAAUUUUAUUGUUGGUGUUGCGCUGCAAUCAUGAAACCUUAACUCGUUCCUCUCUUUUUACAAGUGCCAUAGUAGCAGUAAAGUUGCAUCUUGAACGGAUGAUGCAGAUUUCCUAUUUCCGGUAAGGUAUAGUGAUAUGACUAAUAUAUAUAUAUAUAAUAUAUAAGUAAGCGUAAACACAAGUAGAGAUCAUUUCCAAACACUGUUUUGUUAUAAAUGCACAUGCUAAAGGGAAACUGAGAGAGAAUCAGAUUGGAGACUGAUGACAAAACAGAAGCGCGACGAUGAUGCGAGGUCAAAUCCUUCAAACGAGGCUAAACCUAAGUCUCAUUAUGGGUCGACUGGUGUUAGGAAACAUUGUAUGUCGAAGAAGGCAGUCCAUCUAGACUUCUUUCAGAAUCUGUCUAGAGUCUAUUGGGAAAAAGACCCGCAAGGAGAACUGUGUAAUGGUGAUGAAUGAGAGAAUAUGGUGGCCAAGUGCGUGUAUACCGGCCGGAACAACACCGGAAACGACGGAGCUCAUUUCAAAACCGGAUGUCGAAGAACGAGAGCAAAGGGGACGAAAUAGUAGUAAAUAGGCCCUGCUCCCACUACCGCCGCUGUCAGUUGCCUGCCCACCAUCUUUUUCUUAACACUCUCUCUGUUGUGGGAGCUUUGAAGAAUGCAAUACACUCAGCCGCUUCAUCCAGUAGCUCCCGCGUGAUUCUGUUGGUCGUUAUUGUAUUGUAUUGUAUAGGCACGGCAGCAACGAGUGGUCGCUGUAAAGGCCGCCCCGCUGACAGGAUAUCGCAGCGUCCAGUGCUCCAAUGCGGCUCGCGCCCAAAAGUAGCGGAGUCAGACAACGCCACGCGACCCGAUAGAACGAAACGAAUGCCAGUAACAUGGAGCUGUCAAGUAAAUCUAACGACGAGUAUCGUUGUCCUCAUGGCGGCAGGCUGCAACGACUAUGGGCGAUGAUGAUGGCGGCAAGUAGAGGACAGGCAGAAUGACCGCCCGAAUUACUUAAAUGGGAUAGAAGAGAGCCUGAGGGGUGGGGCCUCGAAUAGAAACAUUUCUACAUGGACCCCGCCAAUCAAUCGAACUCGGACAGAACAUAGGAUUGUCAACGCUAUCGAAGAACGAUCUCGAAAGGCGAGAAUAUAUCAUCGUCUGAGUUGCAGCGUCAACAUCAACGUUAAGAAAGAUACGUAAACGUCAAGGAAGAAGAUUGUGAAUUAUUAUGUCAAUAGCCUGCUAUCCUAUUUCCUGUGACCUACCUUCCGAUACUGUUUUACAAUCGCAUCUCAGGGUUUAUAAAACGUUUCCAAGCUUUUCUGCCUGAAUAUUUCCGAUAUUUAGGGCGAUUUAUGAGCGCGGGAUCGCUGGUCACGAUACAUACAACAAAAGUUCGGAGUCGUGUCGUCUGUAUCGUCUUGUAAAUAUGAUUUUUAACUCAAAGCAGAAACUGCCCUCCCUCGGGGCAACGAGUAACGCGAAGAGAGGAUUAUAGAAUAGGCAUUGUUGUGCCCUGCUGGUUAGGUUCGAUAGGUUUGAAAAGGAUAUAGUGAAGCACAAUAGAAAAUUGUGCCUCAGUGUUUGAGUUUGAAGCUACACCUUUCAGGUCUGAGGUAGUUGAAAAUUUCAUGAGGGGGAAUCAAGCCAGCGACAGAUAUCGGUGACGAGGCCCCCUAGCUGCCUUUAUGUCUAUCUUAAAACGUGAUAGCUCGGCGGAGAGUGAUGUUGUAAAUAAAGGAGUUGUCGCCUGCUUUCAGACGACGCUGUUUAAGAUAUGGAAGUGUUUAAAUUGAGCACUGACAACUUAAGUGGGAAAGGUUGAAAAAAAACUAACGGAAGUAACAGCACUUUACAGGAAAAUGACGAAAAGCUAUAAGAGACAAACGCAACGUCAUCUCUGAGCCUAAGGACGUACUUAUUCUAGAGCAGUUGGAAAGUGGACAUGAGGCUGCCGUCGAUCCUAAGUCGAUGACACAUCAUCUACAAAUGUAAUAGUCAUUUCAACAACAAAUUUUUACAUGUACAUGACGUAUUAUCCGUUAAGGGCGCAUACUUAUACAAGCAGGCCUUUCACGUUUUUGCAGUAGGUACUCUACACUAUAUGGCCGGCAGGAUUAUUCAGACUUGCUCGAGCAUCAGUUAAACAGGCAGCACAAUUUCAAUAAAAGGCAUAAUCGCAGUAGUUAUGUGCCACAGUUUUAUGUUAUUUUUUGUGUCGACAAACAAAAAUACAGAAGACAACACGGCUCAGACUUGACGCAUGACUCAGUCAAUAUGACAACUGCUUUUUCUUCAGUGAGAGGUGGGGUGCAAACCGCAUAGGCGCACACAUAAUCGAUCACCAAACGAACCAGUAAAUAAUGCUACGCAAUGUUAACAAUUACAAGUGAUGACAUUGUUUGGACGAACAGCGAGACGGGUAAUGCUGGGAACGAAUCGACCAGACGAAAACUGCUUUACAUAUACCUGGAAAUAAAAAUAAUACUGAAUAACUAAUAAAAUCGCGUAAAUAAAUAACUAAUGUACAUUUGGCACUAAAAAUAAUCAUGCUAGUACACAAUAAAUGCUUGUAUUUAUUUAUUCAAUUUUAAGUUAGUAUCGAUAGCGAACAAGCGAGACAAUAAUAAAAACAAAUGAUAUGAAGGAUACAAACAAUGAUGCGAAGCCAGUCUCCACGGCCUUGAUUGUAACAAGCCAUCAUUGAAGAAUCUCUCGCCAAUAUA
This is a messenger RNA of Varroa destructor (honeybee mite), 5337 nucleotides long. Its product is annotated as neurotrimin-like. The record is from RefSeq and is a predicted model, not a curated record. Gene Ontology annotation, cellular component: neuron projection. Lineage: Eukaryota; Metazoa; Arthropoda; Arachnida; Mesostigmata; Varroidae.